Molecule: messenger RNA, 2316 nt
Organism: Conger conger (European conger)
Lineage: Eukaryota; Metazoa; Chordata; Actinopteri; Anguilliformes; Congridae
Exons: 12
Coding region: 128-1750 (540 amino acids)
Biological process (GO): response to oxidative stress; heme oxidation; heme catabolic process
Molecular function (GO): heme oxygenase (decyclizing) activity; heme binding
Source: RefSeq, a predicted model, not a curated record
GGACAAGACACUGCUGAGAUUUACUGCAUUCACCUACAGGGGUUCUCGGGAAGACGACAUACACCAAUCUGACAGAAAAGCACAGAUUUAUAGAAACACUUGUCAAACAUAGCAACAGGUUACAGAGAUGGAGAAUGAUAAGAAGAACAAGACUGUGGAUAUGCACAGCACAGACUGUGACCUGUCGGAACAGAUCAAAUCUGUUACCAAGGACAGCCAUGUGAGAGCUGAGAACACAGAACUCAUGUUAAGUUACCAGAGAGGACAGAUAUCCCUGCAACAGUAUCAGCUGCUCCUGUGUUCCCUGUAUGAGAUCUACAGAGCCCUGGAAGAGGAGCUGGACACAAACGCCUCUCACCCAGGCGUGGCACCGAUAUACUUCCCUCAGGAACUGGCCCGGCUGGAGUCACUGGAGAAAGAUCUGGAGUACUUUUAUGGACCGAACUGGAGGGAGAGGGUCAUCGUCCCAGCUGCUACUCACAGAUAUGCACAGAGACUGAGAAAGGUUGGCAAAGAAAAUCCCCAUUUCCUGGUGGCCCACGCUUACACCCGUUACCUGGGUGACCUGUCAGGGGGGCAGAUCCUGGGACGCAUUACCCAGAAGUCCCUGGGGCUGCGCAGUGGGGAGGGUCUGUCAUUCUUCUCGUUCCCCGGAGUGACCAGCCCCAACCUCUUCAAGCAGCUGUACAGGAGCAGAAUGAACAGCAUCGAGCUGAAUGAGGAGGAGAGGGAGGGAGUGCUGAAGGAGGCCGUCAUCGCCUUCGAGUGCAACAUCGAGGUUUUCGACGACCUGCAGAGAAUGUUGUUACGCAACGGUGUCACUGAGAAGGAGACUGACGUUCGCCACAGACAGGUGUCAGACAUCAAAAUCCGCCAAGCUAACGAGGUGGAGACAGAGAAGCACACACAGGCAGAAAAGGUCCAGAGCAAAGACAGUGACCUGUCAGAGCAGAUUAAAUCUGUUACCAAGGACAGCCACGUCAGAGCUGAGAACACAGAACUCAUGUUGAGCUACCAGAGAGGAAAUAUAUCCCUGCAACAAUAUAAGCUGCUCCUGUGUUCCCUGUAUGAGAUCUACAGAGCCCUGGAAGAGGAGCUGGACACAAACGCCUCUCACCCAGGCGUGGCACCGAUAUACUUCCCUCAGGAACUGGCCCGGCUGGAGUCACUGGAGAAAGAUCUGGAGUACUUUUAUGGACAGAACUGGAGGGAGAGGGUCAUCGUCCCAGCUGCUACUCACAGAUAUGCACAGAGACUGAGAAAGGUUGGCAAAGAAAAUCCCCAUUUCCUGGUGGCCCACGCUUACACCCGUUACCUGGGUGACCUGUCAGGUGGGCAGAUCCUGGGACGCAUUACCCAGAAGUCCCUGGGGCUGCGCAGUGGGGAGGGUCUGUCAUUCUUCUCGUUCCCCGGAGUGACCAGCCCCAACCUCUUCAAGCAGCUGUACAGGAGCAGAAUGAACAGCAUCGAGCUGAACGAGGAGGAGAGGGAGGGAGUGCUGAAGGAGGCCGUCAUCGCCUUUGAGUGCAACAUCGAGGUUUUUGAUGACAUACAGAGUAUUUUGAUUGUCACAGAGGACGCUAACACACAACACAGACAAGCAACACACAACGGCUACAUCUCUCACGGGGACGCUGCGCUGGCCAAGACACUGCCCGUCUCUCUGCUCUCUGCCUCACCUCUUCUGCGCCUCCUCCUGGGAGUGUGCGUUGCCUUGGCAACAGUCGGAGUGGGAAUGUACACAUUUUGAAAUGUUUUUUGGGAAUUGUCUGUCUACCAGUUAAAACGGUAUUAUGUGUAAAUGAUGAAAUGGUAAUGGAAACGUGGUACCCUGCGUUAUAUGCAAGGUCUAUAUUUUGAGGGGCAUUAAUGCUGUAUUCUUUGCAUAGGACACCCCUUAUUUAUUGGGAUUAUAAAGUUUUUACUGAUAACCCAGCAAGCACUUUUUUACAUGUAGCUCCACUACAUAAAUAACGGCAAUUUAAACUGUCAUUUUUGAACAAUGUGCAAUUCUCUUCUAUACUGUAUCUAUAUAUCCAUAAUAGGAAUCCAAUUUUGCCAAUUCAGUACACUGUAUGAAACAUUUUGUGUUUUAAUUAUUUUAUCUGGUUAAACAUGAAUGAGUUAUUUUGAUUCACACCUUUUAUUAAGGCCUGAAAUAAAAAUGCAAUGAAAGUAUUUUCAAAAUGUACAUAGGGAAGUAUAAUCUCAUCGAAUAUUAUGCAAUGUUAUUUUCUUUUCUGCUGAAUGUUGUGUUUGUUUGACUGGAUGCAGUGCAUGCAUUAACAAUUUCUAAUUAAAUAUUUUUUAUUGAAA